This is a messenger RNA of Adineta ricciae, 4023 nucleotides long. Lineage: Eukaryota; Metazoa; Rotifera; Eurotatoria; Adinetida; Adinetidae. The record is from the annotation of a GenBank genome assembly.
AUGACUGAAACGGAGCUAUUACUACAAAAGUCAACUCAGUCACAUAAUCAUGGAAACCGAGUGAAUGGAAAACAACUUGCAGUCAAUACCCUGCGUGAUUGGCGUCAAUGUCUUCGUGGUCAAAAGAUGGAUGAAGACGAUUAUGAAAAAAUUGAAGAUCAAGAUAAAGGUACUGCUGAAGGGUCCCCAGUUGGAAUAUUUUCAUUGUUCCGAUUUGCUGAUCGUCUGGAUUAUUUGCUUAUGGUUUCUUCUCUAUGCUUUCUGGUAUUACACGCUGCGUCCCUUAUAGCAAAUUUGAUUAUAUUUGGACAGAUAACUGGAUUGUUUGCUAUGAAAUCAUUUACGGUUAGUUGUAACGAAUCGCACCAAAUAAACAAAACCCUCGUUCAAAAUAAUGAUAAAUGUCCUUUGGGGAUUGGUCAAAAUUCAAUUACUUCGAUACAACUAUCUCGACUUUGUAAUAAUAAUACAAACGUUUUAUCAUCAUCACAAUCGACACAGAUGCCAGAAUUUCGAGAAAAAGUGAUGAAUAAUAUUUAUUUAUUAUUUGCGAUUGCUAUUAUUUCAUGUAUCAGCAGUGCAUUGGAACAAUUUAUAUGGUCAAUGUCUAUAAAGAGGCAAAAAUAUCAAAUGAGUAUUCAACUGUUCCGAUCACUUCUUCAACGUAACGUUGCCUACAUUGACGUGAAUAAUAUCAGUCAAUUUAAUGAAAAACUAUUCAAUAAUAUCGAUAAAAUCGAAAUGGGUAUUGGUCAUGGAUUCGUAUCGUUGAUAGGAACUUUGCUUAUCAUGAUCGUCAGUACGACUAUUUCGUUUAUAAUCAACUGGAAAUUAGCUUUGAUUAUAUUUUGCAUCAAUCCAUUUGUAAUUGUCACUUCGUUAAUUUUUGCUCAAUUGACAGCCAAAGAGGUUAUAAAUGAAUUACUAACUUAUUCGAAAGCGGGACAAAUUGCGCAGGAAGUAUUCAGUUCAUUGCGAACUGUUUUUUCUUUAAAUGGAGGCGAAUUUGAACAAAAAAGGUAUGAAAAGCAUUUACAGUCCACAAGAUGGAGUAAUAUGCGCAAAAGUGCUAUAAUGGGUAUUUUUAUCGGUUGGUUAUCUUUGGUAAACUAUAUUGUUUAUGCUCUUGGUUUUAUCUUUGGUUCUAUACUUAUUUCUUAUGAUACUAAUCAUUUAUUAAAUAUUAGCGAUAUUCUUGUUUGCAUUACUAUAUCUGCACAAUGUAUAAGCUUUUUUGGUGUAGUUGGUCCUAUGUACCAAGCAUUUUCAGAAGCCCAAGGUGCUGCCGCGCCUGUUUUUCAACUAAUUGAUGAGGGACAAGAUUCAAACAUUAAUGAAAUGGAUCUACUUGGAAAGGCAACAACAAAUGAGAAAAUAGAAAUGAAUGUGAUUGGUGAUAUUGAAUUCGAUAAUGUUACGUUUGAUUAUCCAUCUAGAAAAGAUUUGACAGUUCUGCAUAAUCUUAAUAUUAUGGCUCGUGUUAAUAAAACGACGGCUCUUGUUGGUCGGAGUGGAUGUGGCAAAAGUACAUGUAUUUCGCUCCUCCUUCGUUUUUAUCAACCCUCAUCAGGUCAAAUCAAAAUCAAUGGUCAACCUAUUUCCGAUUAUCCCAUUAAACAAUUUCGAGAAAAUAUUGGCGUUGUUAGUCAAGAACCUAUUUUAUUUGGAUCGAGUAUUUAUGAGAAUAUUCGGUUUGGUAAAUUAAACGCAACACGUAAUGAGAUCGAAGAAGCAGCAAAAGAAGCUAAUGCACAUAAUUUCAUUAUGAAUUUACCAGAUAAAUAUGAAACUCUUGUUGGUGACAGUGGCGUACAAUUGAGUGGCGGCGAAAAACAACGAGUUGCAUUAGCUCGUGCUUUGAUUAAAAAACCUUCAAUACUUUUAUUGGACGAAGCAACAAGUGCACUUGAUAAUGUUAGUGAAAAAAUCGUACAAGAAGCUCUGGAUCGAGCAUGCAAAAAUCGUACAACUAUUAUUAUUGCUCAUCGUUUAUCAACAAUUCAAAAUGCUGACCACAUCUAUGUAUUUGAUAAGGGAAAGGUUGUUGAAGAGGGCACUCACGAAUCAUUGAUGAUGGCAGAGGGUAGUAGAUAUCAAACAAUGGUAAAAAGGCAACAGACAGAAAGAGUAAUGGAUCAUAAAAAUGAUCUGAGUAAUAUGGAAGAUGCAAUACGAGAAGACGAACGACAAAUGUUGGAACGUUCGCGUCUACUGAGUGAGAGUGACGCUUUUGACACAAAAAGAAGAGAUUCAAUACCAUCGAAGAAGGAAUCUAUUUUUUUAAGAUUAAUCCGAAUGAACCGUUCUGAUUGGAUCAAUAUUCUGAUUGGUUGUACCGCAUCUAUAUUUUGUUCACUCUGUCAACCAUUGUUCGCAUAUUUUCUAGCUAAAAUAAUUAGUUCAUUCAAAGAUUGUGGAUAUUCAAGUAGACAUGAUGCAGUUUUAUCAUCAUGCUUUCUAUUUUUUCUUUUGGGUCUUCUUUUAAUGGCAAAUCGAUUUUUUCAAUACUCAUCUUUUGGUAUUGCAGGAUCAAAUUUAACUUACCAGAUUCGUUCAAAAGCAUUUGCAUGUCUUCUCCGACAGGAAGUUGCGUAUUUUGAUAGACCGGAAAAUAGCCCCGGUUCUCUAUGCGCUCGUCUGUCUACCGAUGCAACUGCUGUUCAAGAUUUGGGUAGUACAAGAUUAGGUGUUAUGUGUGAAUCAAUUGCUUUGUCUGUUUUUGGACUUGUUUUUGGCCUCCUAUUCAGUGUAGAAUUGACUUUAAUUGUCCUUGUUUUUACGAUUGUAAUCAUUCUUGUCAGCGCUGUUGAUAUACGAGUGACUAAGCAUUUAAAAUACCAAGAGAAACUUAUUAAUGAACGAGCAAGCGCGCUAUCCCUUGAAGUUAUUCAACAUAUGCGCACAGUAAAACAACUAUCAAUAGAAGAUGAAAUUCUACAACAAUAUUCUCGAUUUAUGAAGCAAAUAUUAAAUUUGAGUUGGAAACCUACUUUGGGACAUUCAUCCUUCAUGGGUGUAUUCUGGGCAUUUGACCCGGCUGUUUUAGCUUGUUUGUAUUGGUGUGCUCUUAUUCUUAUUGAGUAUCAUAAAUUACAGUUGGAAAAUAUUAUUAUAAUUAUUUCAUUUGCAACAUUUGCUCUACAAUCGCCAAAAGCCUUGACAGCAGUUACCGAACGUAUUGGAUUUUCGAUGGCUGCUGCUGAGACAUUCUUUGCUUUAUUUGAUCGAAAACCGAAUAUUGAUAAUUUGUCUACCAAGGGACAAAUAUUGGCGGAUUUUCGCGGUGAUAUCGAAUUGGACCACGUGAAAUUUGUUUAUCCGUCUCGGCCGACAAUUUCUAUCCUGAAUAAACUUCACUUAUCUGUGAAAUCAGGUCAACGUGUGGCUCUCGUUGGCUCGUCUGGGUGUGGAAAAUCAACAAUAAUACAAUUACUAGAACGCUUCUAUGAUGCAUCAGGUGGUCAAGUAUUAUUGGACGGCGUUGAUAUUCGACAACUAAAUUUACAUUGGGUCCGUUCUCGAUUGGGUCUUGUUAGUCAAGAACCUAUUUUAUUUGAUCUAACAAUUGCAGAAAAUAUAACAUAUGGGUUAGAAAACAUUCCCAUGUCAGAAAUCAUUCAUGCUGCUAAAAAAGCAAAUAUUCAUGAAUUUAUUGAACAACUACCACAGGGUUAUGAUACGUUGGUGGGAAUCAAAGGCGGUCUUUUAUCCGGCGGAGAAAAACAACGAAUCGCUAUUGCUAGAGUUCUAAUUCGUCGACCAAGAAUUUUGUUGUUAGAUGAAGCAACGAGUGCUAUGGAUUCUCAUAAUGAACAAAUUGUUCAACAAGCUCUUGAAGAAGCACAAACAGAAGAUCCUACUCGAACAAGCAUUAUUAUCGCUCAUCGUCUUUCAACAAUUCGUUCAUGUGACUUUAUUUAUGUCAUUGAUAAAGGAUAUAUUGUAGAGGCGGGCACGCAUGCUGAAUUAAUACAACUACAUGGAUAUUACUAUCAAAUGCUUGCCACUCAGAAUAAUUUAUAA